GGAUCGCAGAACUACUCUCGAUGUGGAUGUGCUACUUGUACUUUGAUAAAACUACUGAGUAACCCUAAAACUUUUCCCGCCGCCUUGAUCUCCAUAUACUUAGAAUCCUUGUUUACGACAAGGCUCAGUAAUGAUGAAGGAACAAAAAUGAGGGAAAGCACGUUAUAGAGAGGGAGGACCGCGAGGCUCCCUUCCUUCGGGGUGAAAGCCGCUGUCGGGAGGAGACGCCCUCUACGAGAUACGAGCAAAAUGGCUUGUAGUAGCCCCUUUUUAGGAAACAUCAGAGCUACGACACUCCUUUUCGCAUUCGCAGGAGGAGACCAGCUAUUAGGCGUUCAAGCAUUGAGUGUCGGUGCUAGAAGGAUUCCAGCGCUGGGGCCUCGAGGUGAGGUACCGAGGGAUACGAACAACGAUCCUUUCGCAGCGGCUCUUGCUGCAGGACGUCAGGUAGUAGCGUCUCCGGCUAACGGACUAGUUCGGACUAGUUCGAGGAUAGUUCCAGCUAGGCAGGAGGGACAUGCGAGUAGCAGUUCGACGAGGAGAGAAGAACGACCCAGUGGAAGGGAACACUUCAAUAGAAGAGAUGUUGAGGAUGCGAAACGGCCCAGAACUACUUCAAGAGUUGUUUCUUCUGCACCAGUAGAGCAAUAUGGAAACCUCCAGGAGGAUGAUGCAAAUCAAGAAGACACGACCACAAUUGUAGAAAGCGAGCUACCGUCUGGCGUCGAAACGACAGGAGGUAUUGUUUUGUAGCUACGAUCGUUUCGUAGAUGAACCUGCGCUGUGGUCUGGUAUGAGUCUAAUAACUUCAUCUCUGAACAAAGCUCAUCUUUGAAAAUUCGACUUUCCCCCAUACAGAUUGAAUGACUCCUCUACAUCAGCCCUUCUUCGCUACAUGGACGCGUCCAGACGCUUAGACGCCGUCCGACGACCUUCUGUGGCGGAUAUGUAUGCGGCUAGGGGUCUAACGUUACAAGCGGCGAACGAGGCUGCGGCUGGCUUCAAGCAGGACUUUGUUCCAGGACAAACUCCGGAGCAUCGAGACAUCCAUGAAUCAGCGUCCUCUCCUUCCGUACAAGGAGAAGAGGACCUCCACAUGGGUGCAGCUUUGCGACACACUGCGAGAGCGUUAUUGAACUUCAUUUGCGAUGGCUGUCUAGGACAUCAAGCGACAGGCAAGUUGCAGUUGGUGUAAUACAAAAGUCCCAGUUCUAUGCUUAUCCUUGCUGCAAAACAAGUAUCCAUUGAUUACAACUUUUUUUCCAAAUCAUGCUAGCUUGCAUAAAAUUAGGUCUACUGCACAGGUACCGAACAGACUGUCCUCUAAGAGCACGGAGUUCUACUUAAGUAAAGAGAAACCCCUACCAAAGUAAAGAGACCAAUCACGAGAAUUCAUAUCAUGUGUUCUCCGAAGAAAAGUUGAACGAGAUGCUGUAUGCUACAGCAGCGAAUUUCUGUGCCCUUGUCUUUCACAACCAACUGCCAAUAAAUGCAACCAGAAUUAUUAUGAUGAAUGGAGCCUGCUGCGUGUCGAAAAGUGCGACGAAAUAAAGAUGGCAAAAAUUUCCUAUAAAAGAAUGCAAAAACGAGACGAAGAUGAUGA
Messenger RNA from Amoebophrya sp. A25, 1603 nucleotides. The record is from the annotation of a GenBank genome assembly. Lineage: Eukaryota; Dinophyceae; Syndiniales; Amoebophryaceae.